Papilio xuthus (Asian swallowtail) is the source of this 2215-nucleotide messenger RNA. RefSeq names its product arginyltransferase 1 (gene Ate1). Gene Ontology annotation, cellular component: cytoplasm. The transcript has 9 exons. The record is from RefSeq and is a predicted model, not a curated record. Gene Ontology annotation, biological process: protein arginylation. The coding region runs from base 122 to 1666 and encodes 514 amino acids. Lineage: Eukaryota; Metazoa; Arthropoda; Insecta; Lepidoptera; Papilionidae. Gene Ontology annotation, molecular function: arginyl-tRNA--protein transferase activity.
GUAAACCACUUGAAAAAUAAAUUAAAAAAACACUUUCUUUCUUUCAAUUAACAUUGCAUUGUUUAUAAAAUACAUUUUUUUCCCCUGAAUAACAUUGCAUUCUGCUUUAAUUAGUGUGAAAAUGAUGUCUGUUAGUAUAAUUGAGUAUUACGCAGAACAUGAACGAUAUAAGUGUGGUUAUUGUAAGAAACCUGAUACGAGUUACAGUCACGGUAUUUGGGCGCACACAAUGACAGUAAGUGAUUACCAAGAUUUAAUAGACAGAGGCUGGAGGCGUUCUGGCAAAUAUUGUUACAAGCCUACAUUAGAUGUUACAUGUUGCCCUUCAUAUACUAUAAGAUGCAAAGCACUUGAUUUUAAAUUGACUAAAUCCCAGAAGAAAAUCUUGAAGAGAAUAAACAAGUUUCUGUCAGGUGAGGCUGAACAGGAUAAAGAUGACAGGAGAAUGUCAACUAGUCAAAGCUAUGAACAGAUUGAGAAUUUAGGGGAACAAUUUGUAGCACCAAAACAAGAUCCUCAAAUGAUAAAUGUACAUAAUGUUACAUUUUCUUCUGGUAGCAAUGAACAGGAUGAUUCUGCUAUAGGUGAUACAUCACCAAUUCCAUACAUGUGUGAUGAUGUACCAGAAACUUCGGGCGAUUUCAUGAUGGAAAAAGGUGAGACAUCUUUGAAAAGUUUACAGACUGAUUCUGUACCGGGAACUUCAACAGUUUUACCUGUAAAAAAAGAUAUGGGUCCAGAUCCUAACAAAGCGCCGUGCAAAAAAGCAAAGCUAUUAAGACGCGAAAGAAGAUUGCAAAAACUGAAAGACAAGGGCAUCGACAUUACAACAUUGCCUGACAUAAAUAAAAAUAAGGAAAAACAAAUUGAGGAUUUUAUUAAUGAACUGCCAGAAAAUGUGAAACACAAACUUGAGAUUAAAUUAGUACGAACAACGCCACCUAGCGGCGAGUGGCUGGCAUCAGCUAAACAGACUCACGAGUUAUACGUCAAAUAUCAGAUGAAAGUUCAUGGAGAUACACCGGAUAAGUGCACUGAGCCCAAAUUCAAGGAAUUCCUAGUGCAUAGUCCAUUAUUGGAGGAACAUUCUGAAGUUGGACCUCCUUCAGGGUACGGUUCCUUCCACCAGCAGUACUGGUUAGACGGCAAGAUGUUAGCCGUUGGAGUAAUUGAUAUAUUGCCCAAGUGUGUUUCAUCUGUAUAUUUCUUUUAUGAUCCAGAUUAUAUGCAUUUAAAUCUAGGAACAUAUGGAGCAUUAAGGGAGAUAGCAUUUACAAGAAACCUACAUACUCUAUGUCCGGAGUUAAAGUAUUAUUAUUUAGGGUUUUAUAUCCAUUCGUGUUGUAAAAUGAGGUACAAGGGUAACUUCCAUCCUUCAGAUUUACUCUGUCCGGAAACAUUUAAAUGGUUUCCCAUAGAAAAUUGUUUACCAAAAUUAAAUAGUUCUCCAUAUUCACGUUUGGAUAACGACAUUGAUAGUGUUGAUGAGAAUUAUCCAAAACAAGGCGAUAUAAAUUUUAUACCAAUACAUUACAAAGGUUCAGUAUUAAUGUACAAAGUUUAUAAGAAAAAAGUAUCAAAAAGUCGACGUAAUAGCGAAGAGCUAGACGAAUAUUUAAGGUUAGUUGGCUCUAAAACUGCUAAAAACCUAGUUCUAGUUAGAUAAAGUUAUGCCUUAAUUUUAUUACUAUUCCCACCAAACAAGGUAUUGAAUAUUAGUGACGUACUUAUGUACCUAGUCACCUUAGUAAUAAGUCUUAUUACCUAGACAAGACAUUUAAUUGCACUUCUUUACCAAAUCGUCUUUAACCUUUAGAAUUAUCAAUAAAAUGCACUUAUCCCCACUACCCAUCCAUUACUCAUUGUAAAUAGGGAAGGGUAGGGGAUACAAAUUUCUAUUUGGCCAUUUGGAAUUGGAGGAACCAUAUGUCAAGCAAUGGACAGACAAAAGCUGAAGAUGAUUACUCAUAUUUAAAAAAAACGAAGAGUUUCCUUAUUUCGUUUAAUGUUUUUUUUUUGUUAUUUCGUAACUCCGCUUCUGGCUCAUAAUUCUUUUUAUUCGAAUGAUAGUGUGUUUUAUUCUUUAUCUUUUACGUCUUCGGUACAUCUCUUGCAAAAAGGCCCAAUAUUACGUGGGGCAAUUAAAUUCGAAUAUUAAAAUUACUUGUAUUGACUUUAAAAAAGAGCUUCGGUGGCUCAGGAGCCAAGCCCUUGA